Anastrepha ludens (Mexican fruit fly) is the source of this 3927-nucleotide messenger RNA. It is a transcript of the gene Rcd1, whose product is annotated as KAT8 regulatory NSL complex subunit 3. The transcript has 8 exons. Gene Ontology annotation, biological process: positive regulation of transcription by RNA polymerase II. Bases 320 to 3730 code for a protein of 1136 amino acids. Gene Ontology annotation, molecular function: hydrolase activity. NCBI's taxonomy places the organism in Eukaryota, Metazoa, Arthropoda, Insecta, Diptera, Tephritidae. Gene Ontology annotation, cellular component: NSL complex. The record is from RefSeq and is a predicted model, not a curated record.
AAAUUGAGCAAAUACAAAUUAUUUUUAUUGUUGAUUUAAGUUCAUGCAUUGGAACGGUAUCGAAACCAAUAUCUAAGACUGCAUGUAAAGGCAGUUAGAAAUAUGCAAUAUUUUUGCAAGUACUGGUUUCUUUGAGUUCUACGACAUUGCGUGUUGAGUUGUAUUAGUUGUCAAAAUUAUUUGUGGCCGAUCAGCAAACGUUGGCGACAGCAGGCAAAUUGCAAACGUUUUGCAGUGUUUAUCAAUAUAGUUUAUUAUAAUAUUGUGCUAAUUGUCAAAGCGGUGUAAGGACUGCAAAGCUGAAAAGCUAUUGCUGGUGAUGGCUUCAUAUAUGAAAUUGUUUGAAGACUUUUUGCAGCGCAAAGAAUGUGAUGGCAGUCGCACAGCACUUGCUGCGUCUGAAGACGAAGAUGUAGAGCAACCGAAUACCAAUCCUGAGUCAAUUAGUGGAACUAUUAAUGCUAUCAGUAGCGGUGGUGGUGGCGACAAUAAAAUGGAGCAUAGUUAUACGCGAGACAACACUCGGGCUAUAGGAAGCGUUAGCACCGGUUUGUCACCGGCUAGGAAAAUUCUAGUUCGACGUACUCCACAGUGCCCUUCCUGCCAUACCCAUCCACUUGAAGAGCAUGAUUUUGAUGACUGCAAUCAGGCAAAUGUGCCUUCGUACAAUGAAAUCGGAGCUAAAGAAGCCAUGAAUGAGUGCUCUCGUAUUGCCAAAUACGUUAAGAACAAUAAUCCUGACGAUGAUGACUGGGAAUUACAUGUUAAUCAAAUUGGAUGGAGUAACAUGCAAAAGACCCUUUUUAGUAAAGUUGCAAAUAUUUUGGACAAUGAUCAGUUAGGACGUCUGGCGAAUGUCAACCGACAAAACGAGCCAAUGCAACGUCGUGUUGUAGUCGAUAAGUCAGCUAGUCGUAUGCGUAGGGCUCUAGCAUAUGUCGCUUGGGACUCACGUCUCACACAAUGGUUGCAUUGUCUGCUAAUGGAUUCUUUGCCAUCGACUUACAUGGCCUCAUAUUUAGAUAUUUUACAAACUUUAAAAUCAAAACUACCAAACCUGAUGGAUAAAAUGCUAUUUGGACGGCCACUAAAUGUGAGCCAGGAGCUCUUGGCCCCGGUAAUGAAGAAUAAAUGGGAGCCCAUUGUUAAUACGAAAGUGCGCAAACUAACACAGAAUGCAGUUAUUGUUGCUUUGCCCUCUGUACCUACCAGUGGUCCAAUACCAAAUAGGCUUCAAAAAUGGUAUCAUCAAUUGGCAAGCAUAACGCAGAUUGUACAAGUAACACUUCCUUCAAAUGUAAGCCAUAUAACUCGGCAGCCAUUAGAGCAAGUUGCCGAACAAAUAGUCUCACUUACAAGGGUAAAAAUACAGGAGCUUCGGAAUGAGAACUCCCAACGUAGCAUCAUAUUGAUAGGUUUUAAUGCAGGUGCUGGUCUAGCUUUGCAAGUGGCUGUAUCAGAAAAUGUAGCAUGCGUGGUGUGUAUGGGAUUCGCAUACAAUACAUUUAACGGAGUGCGUGGUACUCCAGAUGACCGAAUAUUGGACAUAAAAAUUCCAAUUCUUUUUGUGAUUGGUCAAAACUCGGCGAAAACCAGCACGGAAGAAAUUGAGUCACUACGUGAAAAAAUGCAGUCGGAAACUUCUUUGGUGGUGGUGGGGAGCGCUGACGACGUUUUACGUGUUCCUAAAAGUCGUCGCAAAUUAGAUAAUGUUACGCAGUCUAUGGUGGACGCUAUGGUUGUGGAUGAACUUUAUGAGUUUAUUAAAAAAAUGCUAACAAAUCCGCCUGGACCACGUGUGCCUACCACAAUUACAAGUUUAGUACACACUAAGCAGGGACGAAAUGCAAUGGGUAAUAUCUCCAGUGGAAGUAGUGCUGAAGGGAACACCAAGGUUGGAGUUAUACAACGCAAGCGUAAGAAUGACGCUUUGAGCUCUGACCAAGAUCAGACGCCGACGAAAAGCAAAUGUGUUCAAUCAAUGGGUCGUCCGCGCACACGACCCUUGAAUGUGCCGAGCUCUGCGCCAGCCAAGGUUACGCAGGCGACAUUGAAGGUUGGCUCUACAAAGGCAACUCAACAACAACAAAAGAAGUCGCAGAUAUCACCUAGCUCUUCUAUCACUAACGAUGAUCUCAACAUGGCCAUACAAUCGAUAUUGGGCGAUUCAAAUGAAGAGGAUGGUUCGAUACUUAAUUCUAGUACAGAAUCUUCCCAACGAGCACAGAAACUUGUGACGAACUAUGAAAUUGUUGCACCAUCAAAGUCGACUCCAAUAAAAACAGCAUUAUUAAACCCUCUGCAAAAGCAGGUGCUCCCAGCUGGUGCUAAAAUAAAGAUGAUACCAUCAAAUCAAUUUGUACAACUCAAACCGCCGCUGCAAUCACAAUCGAAAAUCUAUACAAUUAAGACCGCGUCAAUGCAGCAGAACACCGCUUCCGGAAGUACAUCUAUAGGGAGCAUUGUUUCAACAUCGCCAAACUGCAACACUGCAGGACAGCAUCAACAGCAGAUCUUUACUCUUAAGUCUCCGAAUGGUCAAACGACUCAGUUUGUAACAGCCGCACCCCCUGGACAAGGCCAACAAAAAUACACGGUUGUGAAAAAUACAAGUGGUGGCACCACACUUCAACUGGCCGGUGUAAAGACAACGGCUACGACGAGCGUCUCAGGCGUAUCGACUUCAAAUGUGGACUUAUCAAAUAUCAUAGAUAUGCCAAUUGUGUUCGCUGAUAAUGAUGGCAAUCUCUCUGAUUCUGUAGCUGUAUCAGCUGUAACUACCAAACCAGCUAAUACCUCCGGUGUUGGCCAACUGAUUAUAAGUCAAAAAAUUAUGAAAGAGGCCAAUGCUUCUGCAUCUAAUACCACCGGUAUUAUGUCUACAUCUCCCAAGACUGGGGGUGGUACAUACAUAAUCAAUAAGACUACCGGUAGCCCAGUUUUACAACAUACAAAUCAAACCGCAAAUAAACAAAAUAAAGUAGUUUUCAUCAAUCGCAAUACAAUGAAACCAUGCCCGAAUAUCAUAUCUCGAUCAAAUGUUGCACAACAAUUGCCGAAAUAUACCAAAGUUGUUGUUACCAAUCCGAAAACAUCUGCAACAACACUUGUGCCACGUCCAGCAACGCACCUAUCAUCAGCUACGUCCAGUGGUAGCAGCGUUAAUACACCAAUUGUUUCUUCGGUAAAACAAGUAAAUUUGCAGGCACUAAAGUCUCCAGUGAGCAUUGGUGCUCGUCAGACAUCAGGCAUAUUGAACGUUUCUACAAAGUCUCUACCACAAGUGCAAAUUAUUAGCACAACUGCCGGUGGAGCGGCUAUUACGCCAACUGUGGGCAAUAAUACUAAUACGGGCCCUUCGACAGUAAUAAGUGGUGGCAGCGGUGUACUAGCAGAUCGACCCCAUAUUCGAAAUAUUGUUGUAAAACCUGGUGGCUUGAAGCAAAUCCCACCUCAAUUGAAGACGCAGCUACUCAAUCGCAACUUGACGGUACGCAAGUUGGUGAAUAUUGUACCGGCCACAAAGGCAGUCGGUGCUUCCUCAACUUCACCUGGUGUAACAAUAGUAGCGCAAACCACCGCUGUAUCACAGGAUUCCAUUAAUAGUGGAGUCACUAGUACAUCAACGUCUAUUCAAACCUCGCCAAAGGUGAUCACUUUAAAUCCGAUCAAUCCCUCGGUUCCCAUAGGAAGCACUGCAUCUGCCAAUAGCAAUAGCGCUGCUGAUUGAUUCUUAUCUUUGGCUUUCUCACCAUAACCCUACGUUAGCGUUUAACUUCAUAGUUCAACUUACCUUUUGUAGCAUAACAAAAAUAUUAGUUUAAAAAAUAUUAUUUUUCAUUCCACCAUACUUAUGUAUAUAAUUUGGUAGUUCAACUACUUCAUACAUAUUCAUACUCCUAAAAAUAAAUUUUUAAAGAAAUUUUA